Messenger RNA from Salvia splendens (bonfire salvia), 680 nucleotides. RefSeq names its product protein FLOWERING LOCUS T. The record is from RefSeq and is a predicted model, not a curated record. The transcript has 4 exons. NCBI's taxonomy places the organism in Eukaryota, Viridiplantae, Streptophyta, Magnoliopsida, Lamiales, Lamiaceae. Bases 1 to 525 code for a protein of 174 amino acids.
AUGCCAAGAGAUACGAAUCCGCUUGUAGUUAGUCGUGUGAUCGGAGAUGUCAUCGAUCCCUUCACCCCUUCCACUGAUAUUCGAGUUUAUAUUGAUGGAGUCCCUAUCUGCAAUGGCUACCGCCUCCGCCAGUCUCAAGUUGCCUCCCAACCUACGGUUGAUAUUGGUGGUCAGGAUUUCCGGAUUCUCCACACUCUUGUUUUGGUGGAUGCUGAUUCUCCAAGUCCAGGAAAUCCUUACCUUAGGGAGUACUUGCACUGGUUGGUGACUGACAUCCCAAGCAGCACUAAUCCGAGCUUCGGGAAUGAGGUGGUCCCAUAUGAGGCCCCUCAGCCGACAAUGGGAAUCCACCGCCUUGUUAUGGUGAUUUUCCGGCAGCCGCGGAGGCAGAUCGUGCUUGCGCCGGAGUGGCGCAACAACUUUAGCACCCGACAGCUUUCGCAGGUGUAUAACCUCGGAGAUCCGGUCGCCGCCUUCUUCUACCACUGUCACAGGGAAAAUGGCACCGGCGGCCGCCGAGCCUAAUUAUUUUCUGAUAAACCUAUUAAUGCCACCUUAAAUAAAACGUGACUCCUCCAUAUAUCUCGAACGUCAGAUUUCGAGUUAUUUGAUAUGUAAAUGAUAGCAAACUUUUCUUCCAUUAAAAAUUAUGUAUAUCAUAUAUACCUACUUAUUAUUUA